AUGACGACAUCCUCAACACGGGACCAGAUGGCAUCUCUACCUAUGUCAUACCAGGAGAUCAUGAUACCCACUUCAUGUGCAAUGAUGAUUGGCUUCGCGUCGGGUGCGACGACAUCGGGAAAACUAGCUGGCUACCAAUUCAUGGUAGAGAAUCUCCAUCGUCUCCCUCAAACACGCAGCAACUGGUUCUUCUUCCAAAAGACCAAAAACUAUAAGGUCAUCCUCGGAGGAUUCAAGGGCGGCCUGAAGACCGGGGCCAAGCUCGGCGCUUGGACUGCUGGAUUUUGCACCCUCAAAGAAGCCUUCACUCUCGUCCCUGCUCUCGAGCGUCGCAAGUCCCUGGCAGGUGCUCUCAGCGGAUUCAAUAUUGCACUCGGCGCCUCUCUAUUUUGUACGCAGCUUGUUUUGAUAGCUUUUUCCUCGUUAAUGGAACCAAGAUCAUUGAUUUAUCAUCAAUUCACCAGACCGAUUAAGACCUACAAUAUCUCCACAACGGUUACUACUAGGAACUCUCAUGGGUCUCUGCGCUGGCUUGGCCGAGGAUAUGAAAUCUCAUCUACAGGAGGAAAACCCACCGCUACCGGAAACAACCUAAUCAUAUCUUCGUGUCAAGCGCUAUACAUGGGGACAAGAAGCCUACGUAGCUAA
This is a messenger RNA of Puccinia triticina, 648 nucleotides long. RefSeq lists its product as uncharacterized. The record is from RefSeq and is a predicted model, not a curated record. The coding region runs from base 1 to 648 and encodes 215 amino acids. The transcript has a single exon. NCBI's taxonomy places the organism in Eukaryota, Fungi, Basidiomycota, Pucciniomycetes, Pucciniales, Pucciniaceae.